CACCAUGUCUCGUGCCGUGCCUAUGCAUUCUCUUGGUGUAGUCGGCAUGGCCGGCCGGCGACGCCAGACCGCAAAGACAAAGCAAAACCAAAGCCAAAGCCAUGUCGGCUUCGGCGGCGAGAGGAAAGAAGAGCUAUGGCGCUGCACAGAAGGCUGCGGUGCCUGCUGCAAGCUCAACAAAGGUCCUUCCUUUGCCACUCCUGAAGAAAUCUUCCACGACCCUUCUGACAUCCACCUUUACAGAAGCAUGAUAGGCCCAGAUGGAUGGUGCGUGCACUAUGAUAAGACCACACGCAAAUGCUCUAUUUACUCUGACCGUCCAUACUUUUGCCAUGUGGAACCAGAUGUGUUUCAGGAUUUAUAUGGAAUCUCUAAGAAGAAAUUCAACAAGGAGGCAUGCAGUAGCUGUAGGGACACUAUCAAAGCAAUUUAUGGUUCAGAUUCAAAGGAGAUAGAUAAGUUCAAUGACUCAGUGAGAAGCUAAGGCACUUGUUAAAUUGGAUUACAAAAAAUCAUUUUCCCUUUUGAAAUUUCGUCUUGGUAUGUCCAUGAAGCUGUUAGGGAGUUGCCUUGAAGUAUUAGUUUAUGUUUUGCACAGAAAUUGCUUCCUAUAGUGGAGUAGAAAUAUAUCGUUUGCAAAUGUAAUUAAUUGGCUUUAGCCUAACCAAUGAGGAAACGGAUUUCUUGCCAGAACAACAACAGCAUAUAUUCGCAUAAACCAUAUA
Messenger RNA from Morus notabilis, 725 nucleotides. RefSeq lists its product as uncharacterized. The record is from RefSeq and is a predicted model, not a curated record. Lineage: Eukaryota; Viridiplantae; Streptophyta; Magnoliopsida; Rosales; Moraceae. The transcript has 4 exons. Bases 5 to 484 code for a protein of 159 amino acids.